UUUGUCCCUUGUCCCUCUGCGACGACGUGGCCGAGAGGAUAAUCCCUGCCGGCACGAGGUGAGGGCGAGCCGGGAGCACCUCAUCCUGGCACGCUUCCUGGCCGGCACGCUCCGCCGAUCCCCGCGAAGCGUGGGAGGGGGGGGGGUCCCUCCCCGGUCCCGUUACAGGUGGGGGGGUUGACCGGCACGUUCCCGGGCUGCGCCCGCUUGUGGAUGAGGGUGGCCGGGACGCGUCGGAUGGCGGGAGAGCAGCUGGCGGAGAGUCGUCCCGGGCUGGAUAAAGCCAAGCACGGGAGAGGAAAUUCCUGCGGGAAGCCUUCCAGGUCUCUGCUGGAUGAAGCCGUGCGGAAGGGGACGGAUGUGACCGAAAAGGUCUGUGACUGGAAGGAGCCCCAGGAGCUGCGGGAGCUGCUGGACCUGGAGCUGCGGAGCAGCGGGGAGCUGCCGGAGCGGCUACUGGAGCGCUGCCGGGACGUCAUCCGCUACAGCGUCAAAACCUGUCACCCUCGCUUCUUCAACCAGCUCUUCUCCGGCCUGGACCACCACGCGCUGGCAGGACGCCUGAUCCAACCGAAGGCCCUCAAACCACGCCAGUACGGGCGACGGGAAAAGGGGAGGGGCUGGCCCAUAACACGAGGCUCCAUCUCCAACAUGUAUGCCAUGAACGUGGCCCGGUUCCACCGCUUCCCAGAGAGCCGGCAGAAGGGCAGCUGGGCUCUGCCGCGCCUGGCCCUCUUCACCUCCCAGGAGAGCCACUACUCCAUCCAGAAAGGAGCUGCGUUCCUGGGCAUCGGCACCGACAACGUCCACCUGGUGGGCACCGAUGAGAGGGGGAAGAUUGAUUCACGGAGGAUGGUGGGAGAAAAGGAGAUCAAGCAGAGGCCGAUUCGUCUAGUUGGCCACCAUGUGGCCACCCACCGUCCUGGUCGGCGCCUUCGAACCCACUGGGACAGAUCACGCGAAAUUCUGCCGUGUGCCACGGCCUCUGGUUCCACGUGGACGGCCGACUCGGUGGCCUGGAACCCCCACAAGAUGCUGACAGUGGGUUUGCAAUGUUCGGCCUUCCUGCUCCGCGACACCUCCGGCGUCCUCCAGCGCGGAUGCCACGGGCCCGGUGCCCAACGACCUCUUCAACACCGGAAAAAUAAAUUUUCCGACGUCAGUUUACAUGGACGAGGAGGUGAAGAGGAGGAUUCGGCUUGUCCACAGCUGGUGCUGGAAAUCGGAGGAAACAGGUCCAUGAUGGUGGGCUACCAGCCCCACGGCGCCAGGGUCAACUUCUUCCGCCAGAUCGUCACCCAACCCCGCCGUCACAAGGUAACAGACGGGAUUCUCCUGGAUGAGAUCGAGAGGCUGGGACAGGAUUUGUGAGGACCCCAGGAGGCCUCCUAGGACCCCUUACCCUCGCCCAGCAGACCCCUCCACGCAUGAGAAGAGUUGAGCAGAGCUAGCACUUUCCUCCGGCAUCCGGCGUCCA
Messenger RNA from Aquila chrysaetos chrysaetos, 1477 nucleotides. RefSeq names its product cysteine sulfinic acid decarboxylase (gene CSAD). The coding region runs from base 214 to 1371 and encodes 385 amino acids. The transcript is spliced from 13 exons. Gene Ontology annotation, molecular function: sulfinoalanine decarboxylase activity. The record is from RefSeq and is a predicted model, not a curated record. NCBI's taxonomy places the organism in Eukaryota, Metazoa, Chordata, Aves, Accipitriformes, Accipitridae. Gene Ontology annotation, cellular component: cytoplasm.